AUUUUUACGAUUACGGAGAGAGGGUUAUGCGAUCACGCCAUUCACGAUUCACGCCGUUUUUCGUGAGAUAGAUGAUAGAUUUAUAUAUAAUGGCCGAUGCAAAUGUUGUGGAAACAUUGACAACUAAUGUGGAGAAUGAAAAGGAUCCAUAUGCAUAUCUCGAAAGGGAUGAUUUCACGUCCGAAAAGUACAAGAUAGAAAUACGUGGUUUACCCAAAUAUUACGGAAUUGGUGAAUUCAAAAAAUUGCUAAAUGAAAAGUUGGACUUACAGUCAUGUAAGGUGAAGCCACCCAGAAAGGGCAGUGGUUGGCUGUACGUAUGCUUCAGAAAUGAGGAGUGUCGUCAACGAGCAAUAAAUACUAUAAAUGGAAUUUCAUGGAAAAAUAGUAAACUUACUGCACAGGUGGCUAAACCAGCUCCAGAUCCAUUUGUGAAAAGAAAAUUAGAAGAAGAGUCUAGCAGCAAACGUUUAAGAACUAAUGCUGAAGAUCUAAAUUGCUCUCCGAUGGAUAGAAUCAAAUUUAUUACUACUCCUUUGUGGAACAUGCCAUAUUCAAGUCAAUUAGAACUCAAGCAGAAAGAAAUGAAAUCUAUUCUGAUGAAAAUUGGCCAGCAAAUGAUUAAAGAAAGUAAAGCAAUGACAGAUUGGGUGAAUUCGCAACAAAAAUUAUAUGAUGGGUUGCCUUGCAAACUGCAGAAUAUACUUUCAGCAGAUAUUAUUGAAGCAUACAGAAAUAAAUGCGAGUUUACAGUUGGUAAAGACAGUGAGCAAAACAAAAUUAUGAUAGGGUUUAGAUUAUCAAGUUACGCUUCAGGUUCUACAGCAGUUGCACCUAUUGAUGAUCUUUGCCACAUUCCUACAAGUAUGAAGAUUGCUGUAAAGAUACUAGAAGCAUUUAUAUAUGAGUCAAAUUUAGAACCUUAUAAUCCAGUCUGCCAUAGUGGAUACUGGAGGCAAGUUACCGCUCGAACUACUCGUGCCAAUCAUUUGAUGUUAAUAGUAGGAAUACAUCCUCAGGAUUUAAGUACUGACGAAUUGGAAAAAUUAAAAUCACAAUUGCGUAUAUUCUUCGAAAGCGGAAAAGGUGCCGAUGCUAAUGUUACUUCGUUGUACUUUCAAACGAUAGACAGAAAAAAUGUAGGCAGUGAAAGUAGUGACACCUUAUAUCAUGUUAGCGGUACAGAAUACAUAGAAGAAACGCUACUCGGGUUAAAAUUCCGAGUAUCGCCUCAGGCAUUUUUUCAAGUCAAUCCAUCGGGAGCGGAAGUUCUGUACAAGGCGGCAAUUGAUCUUGCCGAACCAACGAUGGAUAUGGCAGUACUUGAUGUAUGUUGCGGCAUUGGAACCAUAGGUCUCUGCUUUUCAAAGCAUUGUGGCGAAGUAUUAGGAAUAGAAAUUAUCCCCGAUGCUAUAAAGGAUGCGAAAGAAAAUGUUAUCAAGAAUGGUAUUACCAAUUGCGAAUUUUUUGUCGGAAAGGCGGAGGACAUUUUAUCACCUGUCAUUCAAAGGGCGACAAAGCCUAAUAUCACUGCCAUUGUGGACCCACCACGAGCUGGCUUACAUCAAAAGGCUUUAUUGGCACUGCGCAAGGCAAAAAAGUUGAGUAGAUUGGUGUACAUAUCAUGCGAUCCUCGUGCUGCCAUGAGAAAUGUAGUUGACUUAGCACGACCUAGUUCGAAGCAAUAUCUUGGUGAACCCUUCGUACCGGUAAAGGCCAUCGCGGUAGACAUGUUUCCUCAUACUAAGCAUUGUGAAUUAAUAUUGUGCCUUGAAAGGUUAUCGAACGCGAUAAAAUUGAGCGAAUGUAGCAAUCAAAAAAAUAUAGAAUAAAAAACGUUUAAAUAUUUCACUAA
Formica exsecta is the source of this 1855-nucleotide messenger RNA. Its product is annotated as tRNA (uracil-5-)-methyltransferase homolog A-like. NCBI's taxonomy places the organism in Eukaryota, Metazoa, Arthropoda, Insecta, Hymenoptera, Formicidae. The record is from RefSeq and is a predicted model, not a curated record. Gene Ontology annotation, biological process: RNA processing. Gene Ontology annotation, molecular function: RNA methyltransferase activity; nucleic acid binding. The transcript is spliced from 9 exons. The coding region runs from base 72 to 1832 and encodes 586 amino acids.